Cladocopium goreaui is the source of this 6701-nucleotide messenger RNA. The record is from the annotation of a GenBank genome assembly. NCBI's taxonomy places the organism in Eukaryota, Dinophyceae, Suessiales, Symbiodiniaceae.
AUGGCACUUCGGCCUAUUGAUUGGACUGCCUGGAAGGGUGCGGCGAAGCUGUGGCUCACCACCCAUCCGGGGUUCAAUCAUAGGGAGGUCAUGCGCGAGCAGCGGCUGGAGACCUUCGAGCUGCGCGCGGCCUUCGCGGUGGCGACUGCGGCUGCCCAUCGCGAGGACAGAGGCCUGGGAGCCCUGCCUUGCGACAGGUGCGGCGUGUGGACGCACUGCUGGUGCGAAGCUUGCCAGCGGCCUGCGACGGCUAUCUGCACUGUGUGCGAUGCCGCGGAGGCGAUCUGCCACGCCUGUGAGCGUGCCGGAAAGUCCUGGCGCAGUGCCCGAGCGGCGUACGAAGCGGCGACGCCGCAGGCAGAGGAGAUCGUCGAGAUCUCCGGGUUCCAUGAUGCAGAGGGAGUCUUCCAGACCAUUGACCCCCCGCUCCGGAUUCCCCUCCGGGAGGUCCUCUCGGCCGAUGGCGAGCCGGACGCGGCCGCCAUCACCCGCCAGGUGACGGCCGGUAUGGCGCCUGAGGUGGUGGACAUCCUGCUGGAUCUCCCCCUCCCCCUCCUUGCACGCCUGGGCGCUGAAGGAGUGGAGACGGCGGCAGACGUCGUAGGUUUGUACCCCAAUGUGGACCUGUUCAUGGAUGCCUUGCAUGCCGUGAUGGGGACACGUGUGGAUGCCGACCUUAGGAUGGAUGUGGCGUGCAUUUAUGCUCGGGUUCAUGGGCUAGCCCGUAAGACAAAGAAGCACGCAGUUGAGCUCGUAGUCGCCGAGCGGCAGUCUGUGUACCCCUCGGGUGCUGCUGAGCGCUGUGGAAGCCGUGAAGCGGCCGCUAGCAGCCGCGGAAUGAAGCCCCUGGUGGGCCUUGGGACAGGCUCGGCCGGAUCCACUGUGGUGUCUGGGCCUGGUCCUGCACCGGCCAGCACCAAAGCGGAUGUAGCCAAGCAGACUAAGUUGGACCUCCUUUUCCACCUGCUGGUCGACUACGUUUUGGACUUGCAGGAGCUGGGCAUCGACACUGCCCUCCUGGCUGACCCGCUGGGUCGCACAAAGGUCCGUGAGACUGUGCUCCACGGGGCCCAGAGAUUGUCGACCCAGAGGCUUGGCGCUUUGAUCAGCAGCUUCAAGAGGUGGGUGAAGUUUUGUGAGGAGAGGCAGUGGGCGCCUAACGCCCCGAAGCCGUUCCAGUUGGCCACUUACCUGCACUGUGUCAGUCAGGGGGGGCCCACAGCGGCAUCGUCGAUGCAUGCAGCUUUGAAGUGGUUUGCAGACCAGGCUGGUGCGGCACUGGACCUGUCGCACCCCAUGGUGGCCCCUUACCGCUUCCACGCUGUGACCCACACAGCGCGGCAGGCCCCGGAGCUUCAGCCAUGGGAGCUGAUCGACUUGGUUUGCCUCUUCGGCCGUGCCAAGGGCAACCACAAGCUCCUGUUGGCCUGGGUGGUGAUGGCGGCGAUCUCUUGCGUUCGCUGGGAACACCUGCAGCGCUCGAGUUUCGUGGCUGGCCACACCAAGUGGAUUGAAUUCCACUGCCAGCAAGGCAAAGCUCGGAAGAAGGGAGCCAGGCCAGCGUAUGGAUGGGCUCUACCAGAAUGGUGCUGGGAAGGCCAUGGUGUUGGCCGCAUCCUCGAGGAUUUUUACCGGCAUGAAGUGCUGGCCACGGCGGGUUUCCUGGUACCAGCAUUGCAGCUGGCUGCGGACAACCUCUGGGAAGUCACAGAGACUACCCCGCUGGUCCUUGGAAAGCCGAUGUCCAGGGGACGCUUCCUGGAAAUCUUCCGGGGUGCCCUCAUGCAGUGUGGUUUGGAUACCCACUCAGCGAAAGGGGCGACCUUUAACCGGCUGAGGCGCUUCCUGCCCACGCUGGGUAAUGUGCUGGAGAUUUCCGAUGUGGAUGCGCAAGCGGUGGGUAACUGGAUUGAGGUCCCACAGGGGGGUGGCCUCACUGCACCGAGACCCAAGGCUGCCAUGACGAUGGGCCGCCACUACGGGGGCCAUAAGGUGCUGCGCUCGGCGGUGGUCAAGGUGCGCCUCAUGGAGCGCUUCCUGGAGCUGUGGAAGUUGCAACGGCAGCAUGUGUCCCUCAAUGCCGAGGGCCUGCUGCCUGUUGACUCCUGGCGUUGGCCUGACUUGCAGGCGUUGCACCGGCAGACUCCUUGGUCAGCAGCAGAUCCAGACCUGUCCGCUGCUAUCACGGAUGCGGCGGCCCCGGCGCCUGAGCAGCCAGGUGAGGAGCAGCCGGACGACCAGGCAGCUACCCUGGAGGAGCCGGCAGGUGAGCCAGAGGCGGCAUCAGGUGCCUCAGGCGAUGACAGCAGUUCGGCCUCUGACAUCUCCGCCGAUGCGGAUGACCUAGUGGGCAUUUUGCCGGACCCUACGGCAGCAGCUGAAAUCAAGUGGUUUCGCCAGGGCACCAAGACGCACCUGCCGUAUGCCACGGGGGCUCUACCUGAGUCUGGCGGAGCACUGCGGCUGGUCCUCCUGAGUCCUGACCGAGUCGAUGUGCUGGCGGAUGACCGCGGCCUCCAAGGAUGCUUCAAGGUGGCUAACAUCCAGCAAGAAUGGGCGCAGGACUUUAUCACCAAGCACAAGUUGGUCACCCUGGACGACUAUAUCUACUCGGUUGCCCAUGAUACAUGGGAAAAGGGUGUGGAAACCUUGGUGUCCCAGGUUCCCACCCUCAGGGACAACAACAUGAUCGCGCUGGCGAGGUUUCGCAGCGCUUUUGACAUUGGCCGAGAGGCCUUGCGCCAGGCUGCAGCGCCAGCAACGAAGAGUGUCGAUUUGGACGAGCCUCUGCCAGAGGCGACCAUGAAGUCUCUCAACCAGGAUUGGGCUCGCCGGUACAAUUUGCAGCUGGAUCCGUCUUUGGAGCCCUGUGAGGCCCUCCGGUCCAGGCUGUACCGAGAGUUUCGGAAAGGCCAGCUCACGGUCAUUGAGGCUCGCAACUCGCAGUGUGAUCAGAUGCAUGCCUGCGAUGUGAAACUGCCCAACGGAAAGCCUUGCUUGAGUCGGGCCCACACCAGGAUAGCUGCUGCGCUGCCUGCCACGCCUGUUGGACGGGUGGUCUCACUCAGGGACCCCCUGGUGGACCCCCUCCAGCGACCAGUUGACGGAGCGAGUGCUGACCGACUCCGGGCGGCAAAGCCAGUGGCAUGGCGAGGUUUGGGGGAUCUGCCCCAGUUCACGUGGGCCAAGCCGCUUGUGGGCUCAUGGCUGGUGAUCGACCUUUGGGCUGGCUUCAGUGGGCUGUGUGUGGCCCUCCUUGCGAUGGGGGUGCGUUUUCACGCAGUGGCUGCGGAAAAUGACACUUUCCCUGCCCAGGUGGCGGAGCAGAUCAUGCCGCAGGUGGUAGCUGUUGACGCGGUGGAAACUGUGACAGGGGCCAUGUUCCGUCCGUUUCUGCAACAUCGGCAAGUCAGAGGCAUUAUUUUAGGCGGAGGGUCCCCCUGCCAGGGCAACUCUAUUUUGAACACUGGCCGAAAAGGUUUGGCUGAUACCCGAAGUCAACAACCUCAAGAGUUGGUACGCAUCCGCCAGGAGCUGCAAGACCUCCCAGAAUGUGCGACCCUGGAGAUCGUCACGUUUCUGGAAAACGUGGCCUCUAUGCCCCGCGAAGUCAUGGACCAGUAUACAGCAUGGAUGGGCUUCCCACCUAUCCUCAUUGAUGCGGGCGCUUGCGGAUGGGUGCAACGGCGUCGGCUGCUGUGGUUAGGCCAGGGUCGCUGCGGGGUGUCACCUCGUUGCACCCCCCCCGACGGCUGGGUAUGGGUCGAGUCUGGGACCGAUCCCCCCGAGCUGCGCUGGAAGGGACCCAAGCCAAUCCCGGCCAAGGUUCAUUUUGAUCAGAGUUUUGGCCCCCUUUUUGAUGCUGCCGAAGUAGUUAAGGCUGCGGGACAAGGUGCUAUGCAUCCGUUCACCAGGGAGUUUAGGCACCCCUGUGAUCCGGUCAAGCUGGUUCCGCCAGAGGCGGCUGCUAGAUUCUAUCAAGAUGAGAGGCGGUUCCCCCCGUCAGCCUAUACAGCAGAGAGUUUGCUUUGGCGCCGGGAUGAGUGGCGUCAGCCGGGGUCUGAGGAGCGCGCCCAGAUGAUGGGGUUUCCUGCGCAGUGCCUUCAGGCUGUCCAGGGACCAGCGGCGGUGCGUCGCCAACGCCAAAACAGUAUGCUUGGCAACGGCUUCCACCUACCGAUGAUUGUGGCACUUUUCUGCUUGCUGCCAGGUGUCUUGAGUAUGAAGGUACCGCGACCGUUGUUUGACCUCGCGGAGCGCAAGUUGCAGGAGCGUUUGGCGGGCACGGUAUGGGAACCAGGCCGCUUGCAGGUGUUCCCUGGUUUGCUUUCUAGCGACCAGGUGGUGCAAUCCAUGCAGCGGACAGUAUUCGGAUCCUUGCCAAUCUCUGCAAAUGUGUGGCAGUUGACCGCCACCCGGUUGGCUCCCUUGCCAGUGUGGCACCUGCAAGCCUUUACUGCGUGGGCAGUCGGCCGAGGCGCAUCAUGUGAUCAAUUAGGGCCCACCCCGCUGACAACUAGCCAUCGGACAGCUCUGUUUGCAGGAUUGACCGGGCAGCGCUACCCGGGCAAUUCUCGGAAGGGCCUGGACCAUUUGCUGCCGCCAGGCGUAGGCAAGGAGGAGCAUAUCAAACAGGCUGUGGGCCUGCCAUCGCCCUUUCGCCUUCGCGAGUGGCCUGAGCAAGAUGUGGAUUUCGUUCUACACGCCAUUGCAACAUGGCAGCAGGCGCUGAUCGGGUACUCUGAGCAAUGCCGCCAGGUAUUUCGACAGGUCUGCACAGCGCUGCUACCAUUGGAUGAUGAGUUGCGCAAAUUCAGGGUGCACAGUGCAGUGAAAGUGGCCGCUGGAAAAAGGCCCGCCGUUUUGGCGUUUUUGACUGUGAUCCUGCGAUGGCCCGACUUGCAGCAACCUUUGCAGAUGUUGCAGGGCUAUCCUAUUGUCGGGGCACUGGAGCCUAGUGGAGUCUUCCGAUCCAUUACUGCUCGUGAAGCCUUGCCAAAAGAGGAGUGGUUGGGGGAUGCAGCUGUGGCAGCUGUGGAGAGGAUUGAGAGCUCUCGCCCUCCGCGGUUUGCCGAGUGCAUCUAUGCUGCCACAGUUCUUGAGCAACAAAAGCAAUUUUGCUCGCCUUUCCUUACCAAGCGCUGCAUGGAUGAGCGUUUUGGCGUAGGACAGUGGCGACCGCUGCAACGUUUCUUGAUUGUGCAGCCGGAUGGAAAGGAAAGAGUCAUUGACAAUGCACGUAAGACUCUCCACAAUAGUUCAACGGCGAUGAUGGAAACGAUUUACACGGUGCACUUGGACUUCAUCCCGGCCGUUAUCAAGCAACUGGCGCACCGGCUUCAGGUGACUAGCCCAGGGGAUUGGAGUGUCUUCCACCCCUGGGCGCAUUUCCGCCUGGGUACGGAUGAUCUGCCGGAUGCAUAUCGUGGUCUGCCCGUGUGCCCAGAACAUUUGCCAUACUCUGCUGUGGCAGUCUGGGUACCCCAGCAGGGAUGGCGUUACACUAUCUUGUGGGGACUGGCCUUUGGACUCGAAAGUGCUGUAGUCUCAUUCAACCGACUGCCUCAGCUUGGCAUUGCCGCUACCAGAAGAUGCCUCUAUGGUCUUGCAGCAGCCUAUUUUGAUGAUGAGUUGGCCGUUGAAGUGGUGGCAGCAGCCGACAUUUCACAACAAGCCUUGCGGCUCUUGUUUACUAGUAUUGGCGCUCCGCCCCAGAAAGCCAAGGGAUUUGCUCCUUCACCAGAUCGCCACUACCUGGGAGCCGCGAUUCACUUGGGCUCCGUGAUGACAACGGGUUGUGUCCGUAUCCAGCCAAAAUUCGCGACGGUGGCCAAAGUUGCCGGUCGUCUCCGAGUGGCCAUUGCCAACCGUUGUCUUACCAAAGAGGAAGCUGGCAAGCUCCGGGGCGACAUCACUUGGAUGUUUUCUUUGGCGGCGGGUCACAUGGGCCGUAUCGCCCAACCUGUUCUGGCCAAGUGCAGCAGUGAUGGCCCGACGCCAAUGGAUGAUGAAGAUGUUGUUACCUUGCAGGUACUGCUACGCAUUGUCCUGGACUGUCAGCCUCGCGACGUCCAGGUGUGCGGUGUGGAUAAGGUGCCACCAGAGGUCAUAGAUAGCUGGGUGCCUUGUCGCCAGCAGAUUUAUCCAGGCGAGGCCAUUGUGGCCCUGGUCAUUCCGGCUCUCUUGCCUGACCUACUACGAGGCCAGGAUCUCCUGUGGUUCGUCGACAAUGAGAGCGCGACCAGCACUUUGAUCCGCUGUGUCUCAUCUCAGUGUGAUGUCCACGAGAUAGCGCAGUUCUCGCACUAUCUGCUGAACAGUUUGGACGCCCGGGCGUGGUUUGAAUGGAUUGACUCCGAGUCUAAUCUUAGUGAUGGGCUGAGCAGAUUAGGAUUAGCAGAUGAGUGGACACAAGCCCAGGGCUGGUCCCUCACCUCUUACACUUUUCCUCCUGGCCUCAGCCGCGGAGAAUUUCUUCAGUCCCUUCAGGUUGGACCCACUUUUUGGUUUUCCCCACCCUCCCUCCCGGAUCUCCUCUGCGGAGUGAAGGGAGAGGGUCUUCGACGGGACUUGUGUGAAAGUGUUGAUACCUUUUGGGCCUUGAUGCCAAUUUUGGCUCAAGGACCCACUUUUUGGUUUUCCCCACCCUCCCUCCCGGAUCUCCUCUGCGGAGUGAAGGGAGAGGGUCUUCGACGGGACUU